AUGGACCCCUCACGGCGCUCUGGCCCCGUCAAGCGUCGCUCUCCGCCCCCUUCGUCGCGCGGCUCGCCCAUGGGCGACCCGACUGUUGUCUCCUCAAGACGAGGUAGAGCGUUCGAGUCUGACUCUGAAGAUGGCGGCGUCCCCACUCCCUCGGCCGGGUACGCGUACUCGACGACGUUGAGGCGGCAGAGCUCGCCGCAUCGCUCGAGGCGAUCGCUCUCCCGCUCCAGGGCUGGAAGUGGAGGCCAUGACAUGGCCAACCCGUACGACGCCGCUGUGCCCAACGGACAAACGUUCACUCCAUGGGAGCCCGAGCCGAGUCUGAUCGACAAGGCGCUCGACGUCGUCCACCGCAUCACCGGCAAGCGCGACCCGGAAGAGCUCCAGGAGGAGGCUCGGGAAAGGCAAGAUCGGAGACAGCGCGAGACCCCAAGUGCGAUCUACGCGCACAAGAGCAUUGAGGAAACUGUCAAGGACUUUGAGACCUCGCCCACCGACGGUCUGUCUUCGUCUGUUGUUCCCGCUCUGCUUGCGCGAUAUGGACCGAAUGAGUUUGAGCUCCCGCCCGAGGAACCGCUCGCGAUCAAGUUUGCCAAGCAGGUCUACGAGAACCCCCUCAUCCUCCUUCUGCUGGGCAGCAGUGUCGUGUCGGCUCUCAUGGGCAACUACGAGGAUGCCGCAUGCGUCGUGAUUGCUGUCUUCAUCGUCCUCACUGUCGGAUUUGUCCAGGAGCAGCGAUCGGAAAAGUCGCUCGAGGCGCUGAACAAGCUUGUCCCGCACUACUGCAACCUGAUCCGCGAUGGCCGCCCGCAUACCCCGCUCGCCAACACGCUUCUGCCCGGAGACCUCGUGACUUUCUCGGUCGGAGACCGUAUCCCCGCCGACAUUCGUCUCAUCAAGGCCGUCCAGCUCGAGAUUGACGAGUCGGCCCUGACUGGCGAGACCCGGCCCGCCCGCAAGAACACGGAGAUGUGCGACCGCGGCGAGGGCGAGGACACGCAUGGCGAGGGCGGCGGCAAGGCGCUCGGCGAGAGGCACUGCAUGGCAUUCAUGGGCACGCUCGACUCGGAGUUUGGCGUCGUCUUCUCCAUGAUGCAGGACGUCGAGGAGAAGCGCACCCCGCUCCAGAUCUCGAUGGACGAGCUCGCGAAGCAGCUCUCGAUUCUGUCCUUCGGCAUCAUCGGCGUGAUCGUGCUCAUCGGCGUGAUCCAGCACCGCUCCUGGCUCGAAAUGUUCACGAUCGGCGUCUCGCUCGCUGUUGCUGCGAUUCCCGAGGGUCUCCCCAUUGUCACGACCGUCACUCUCGCCCUCGGCGUGCUGCGCAUGUCGAAGCGCAAGGCCAUUGUCAAGAAGCUCCCCAGUGUCGAGGCGCUCGGCAGCGUCAGCGUCAUUUGCUCCGACAAGACGGGCACGCUGACCAAGAACGAGAUGACCGUCACGCACAUGUACGCGGUCGACGACCUAGUGGAUCUGAACCCGCAGCUCGCUGCCGCGGCGACGCUCGGCCCGACGCACCCCGACACUGCUGCCUUUUCCCCCUCGCCUGCGGUCGCCAAGACGGCGCUCGUGGCCAACAUCUGCAACAACGCGUUCAAGAACGAGCAGGGCGUCAACGUCGGCAACGCGACCGAGGUCGCGCUCCUCAACGUGCUCCCAAUCCUGCGCCUUGAUGACGAGCGGAAGAACUUUGAGCGCCGCGAGGAGAUCCCCUUCACGUCCGAGUCCAAGACCAUGUUCGUGUACGGCUCCCUUAACGGCGGUGCCGACCUCGUGUACAUGAAGGGAGCGAUUGAGGCUGUGCUCGCGCGCUGCAAGUUCUACUACGUGUCCGACACGAGCACGCCCGCCCUCGACGCUGCGACGAAGGACAAGAUCCUCGACCGCGCCAUGGAAGUCAGCAAGCGGGGCCUGCGUGUCAUUGCGUGUGCGUACGGAUUCGCCAAGGGCCCCCUCGGCGAGGAGGACAACCUGGUCUUCACGGGCUUCGAGGCGAUGAUGGACCCGCCGAGACGCGGCGUCGCGCACGCCAUUACGGCGCUGCACGGUGCGGGCGUCCAGGUCGUCAUGAUCACGGGCGAUGCUGAGCCGACUGCGCUCGCCAUUGCGCGCGAGCUGGGCAUGAAGGUCACUCCGUCGGAUGCCGGGGCCAACUCGAGCUGCAUGCUCGGCUCGCAGGUAGACCAGCUCAGCGAGCGCGAGCUCGUCGAGCGCGUCCCGUCCGUGACGGUGUUUGCGCGCACGACGCCGCGACACAAGAUGGCGAUCGUGAAGGCGUGGCAGAUGCGCGGCGCGAUCGUGGCCAUGACGGGCGACGGCGUGAAUGACGCGCCGGCGCUCAAGAUGGCCGACAUUGGCGUCUCGAUGGGCCGCAGCGGCACCGAUGUGGCCAAGGAGGCGGCGGAUGUGAUCCUCGUCGACGACGACUUUGGCUCCAUCCUCCCCGCGGUCGAGGAGGGCAGGUCGAUCUUCUACAACAUUCAAAACUUCCUCUCGUUCCAGCUCUCGACUGCCGUCGCAGCGCUCUCGCUCAUCACGCUUAGCACCAUGUUCCGGCUCGCGAACCCGCUCAACGCGAUGCAGAUCCUCUUCAUCAACAUUCUCAUGGACGGCCCGCCGGCGCAGGCGCUAGGCGUCGACCCGAGCCGGCGCGAGGUCAUGAACCUCCGCCCGAGACGGAAGGACAGCAGCGUGCUCAGCCGCAACAUCCACUUCCGCGUCCUCUUCUCCGCCGCGUGCAUCAUCCUCGGCACGCUGUUCAUCUACGCGUACGAGAUCAGCGACGGGUCCAUGUCCCGCCGCGACCAGACCAUGACCUUUACGGGCUUUGUGUUCCUCGACUUCGUGUCUGCCAUCCAGAACCGGGGCGUCACGACCCCCCUCGCGCGCAACCGCAUGCUCUUCGUGACGGUCUCGGUGUCCUUUGUGUGCCAGCUCGCACUCAUCUACGUCCCCCUCCUCCAGCACGUGUUCCAGACCGAGGCCCUCGCCUUCAGCGACCUCUUCGCCCUCCUCGCCAUCGCAGGCACGAGCUUUGCCGCCCACGAAGUGCGUAGGUUCUGGGAACGCAAGCAGGCAAAGGAGGAGCAGUUUGAGCAGAGCAACUACAUGAUGGCCUAA
This is a messenger RNA of Trichosporon asahii var. asahii CBS 2479, 3117 nucleotides long. RefSeq lists its product as uncharacterized. The transcript has 4 exons. Gene Ontology annotation, cellular component: Golgi membrane; plasma membrane; endoplasmic reticulum. Bases 1 to 3117 code for a protein of 1038 amino acids. Gene Ontology annotation, molecular function: ATP binding; ATP hydrolysis activity; P-type calcium transporter activity. Gene Ontology annotation, biological process: manganese ion transport; calcium ion transmembrane transport; intracellular calcium ion homeostasis. NCBI's taxonomy places the organism in Eukaryota, Fungi, Basidiomycota, Tremellomycetes, Trichosporonales, Trichosporonaceae. The record is from RefSeq and is a predicted model, not a curated record.